Exophiala aquamarina CBS 119918 is the source of this 2217-nucleotide messenger RNA. RefSeq lists its product as uncharacterized. Lineage: Eukaryota; Fungi; Ascomycota; Eurotiomycetes; Chaetothyriales; Herpotrichiellaceae. The transcript has a single exon. The record is from RefSeq and is a predicted model, not a curated record. Gene Ontology annotation, biological process: regulation of DNA-templated transcription. Gene Ontology annotation, molecular function: zinc ion binding; DNA-binding transcription factor activity, RNA polymerase II-specific. The coding region runs from base 1 to 2217 and encodes 738 amino acids.
AUGCCAAAGGACCGCCAGACAUGCACCGAGUGCUCUAUGCGCCGUCAGAAGUGUGAUCGCAAUAUCCCAUGCGGUCGCUGUGUCAAGCGAGGUGACGCCGACAAAUGCUCCCGAGAGUGGCCCGGCGGUGGCUACAAUCCCAAAGUCCAUCGUACCUAUCCUCGAUCAUCAACAGGGGCCGCUCACAGCCCAGACGGCAAAGAGCAUUCCCCUACAGAAAUCAAUAAUGAUGCAGAGGCUGGAAUCCACCCCUCACUACGAACCCCAGCAUCCACCUCUUCCUCAGGACCCAGUCCUCAAGUACACUCUCUGCCUAAGCCUCGGACCCAACCAAAUACCUCUAAGCAUACUAACACCCCCGGACCCCAGCAAACAGACACUCCCACCAAUAACGAUAGCGACACUACUGCUGUAUUAGAUUUUAUAACAUGGGGGCGGCCUAAAUUAUCGGAUUACGAUCUCAAGGCAUUGGAGUUGCUGAAAGAACCUCACCAGUCUGGCGGUGUUGCUGAUCGUAUCAAAGACCAUGUUCCAGAUUGGGAUGUGGCCAACUGUCUCGGAGGAACUGGAGUAGCACAGGUAUCCUUUCUGCAAAUGCUCCUCCCUUCACGCCGGCAAGUUUACCAGCUCGUUGAAUAUCACCUCAGCUCGAUUUUGUGGUAUCAUGGAUGUUUCCAUGGACCCACUUUAUACGAUGAGCUCAACGAAGCUUACAAAACUUCAGCUGGUCUUCAAAUCAGAGACUCGGAUAUGCGGUGGACUGGCCUUCUUUUCUCAAUCAUGGCUGGAAGCAUGACUUGUGCAAAUGAACAAUUGGCGCUCUCGUGGGGUUUCAAGAAAGGUGAGCGCGCAAAACUCACAAGACAGUGGUACAAGGCAACAGUGACCUGCCUGAACUUGUCGGAUUAUAUGUGGCGGCAUCAUGUAUAUUCGGUAGAGGCUAUCCUAACACUCACUAUGUCGGCCCAUGUACUCGGUUUCAGCAACACACAGAGUACCUUACUCGGGGCUGCGUUGAAGAUUGCUCAAGGGCUCGGUCUUCAACGCCUAGGUCCAGAAGACGAUGUCAACAGCCUGACAGGGGCAGCGAUCGUCACGACGCAUCCCUUACGCGAGAAGACUAUCAAAAGAGAAGUAGGAAGGCGACUGUGGGCUCAACUUUGCAUCCAGGAUUGGUUCUCGAUACCCUUUUCUGAAAUGUAUUCCAUUCAAAAAAUCCACUUUACCACCCUCAAGCCGAUGCACUGUGACGAGCACAUGAUGCAACCUCUCUCGGAAGAUGUCCCGAGUAUGACCAGCUUUCCUAACUUUUUAUAUUCCUUUGCGGAGUUGAUGCCUCAAAUACACGACGCCAUUGUCUCAUCGAAUACGCUGUAUACUAAAUAUGAACAAGUCCUUGACUACGAUGCCAAAAUGCGAACCAUGGCGACGGAAGGAUUACCUAAGUUCUUCUCCGUAUCGGAACCCAUAUCGAGUGAAUGGCCACAAUUUAUCCCCUGGGCGAGACGGGGGCUGACGAUAUGUUUCGCUCACAAGAUCAUCAUGAUCCAUCGAGCCUUUCUCGGAAGAAGCUUCACCGAGCCAGCAUUCGACUUCACCCGUCGUACCUGCAUGGCGGCCGCCAAGGCUAUCUUAAAGGAAGCCGUCCAGGCGUACGACGAAGAAGGCCCACUGCUGUGGAUCGACCAAGCCUUCAUGGUCGCCGCGGGAAUCACUUUGGCACUCGAUACGUUUCACCGUACCAAAAGCGAGCCCGAGCACGACGAACACCGCAAACUGGUCGAGAACACCAUCAGCAUGUUGUCGAAAUUCGAAUUCAGCAUGAUCGCGCUACGAGGCAUCCGGCUACUGUCGUCUCUACUCGCCGAACAGGCUCGACUCUGCGCCGACCAGACCCUAGAGAACUACCGCAAGCGAACAUUCGACUCCACCGCCGGUGAACACGGCGGUCCAAAACGACAAAAGUUCAACGUCCCGAAAUUUGUCGAGUCGUUUGUCGGCAACGACUCUUUCACCAAUUCACUAAGGACACCUCAUCGCGGUGCGGAGCCUUCAUUGGACCUGCAUGAGCCUUACUCAGACGCCCUUACACCUGCAGCGCAGGACCCAUUCAUCACGUCGGAUCUGGGGUACGAAACCUUCGAGCAGCUUUUCCCUCCGCAAACCGGCAUUAGCAAUAAUUUUCUCUUUGAGGAUCUCUUGAAUUUUGACAUAUGA